GCGGUGGCGGGGCCGGGCUCGCGGGAGGAGGGGGUGGCGCUGCCCAGCGCCUGGAGCAAGAUAGCCACGAUGAGCGACCGCUACGGACGCCAGCCUCUCAUCUGAACCAGUUCACCUCCAGGUGUUCCUGCGGGAGGCGGUGGCGGCGGCCAUGGCGGAGGCCGGGGAGCCGGGACCAAGGGGAGCAGCCGGCAGCCCCGCCGAGGACGAGGACGAGGAGCGGGAGCCGCUGCUGCCGAGGCAGGGCCGGGCCGGGCCGGGCGGCGCCGUGAGAGUCGUCGGGGGCUCCGAGGGAGACGGCGGCGGCGCUGGGGACGAGGAGACGGCGUCCGACGGGGAUGAGGAGGACGAGCUGCUGCUGCGGCCCGGCGGGGAGGCCGCGGGCUCGGGUCGCAGGGCUGGGAGACGGGAGCGCCGCCGACGCUACGGCCCGAGCUCAGGUAUUUCAGAGAUGAACGUCUUCUCGGAGGAUCCAGAAUUUGCUGAUAUAAUCUUGAGAGCAGAACAAGCGAUAGACUGUGGCGUUCUCCCUGAAAGAAUCUCUCAGGGUUCGAGUGGAAGUUAUUUUGUCAAGGAUCCCAAAGGGAAAAUUAUUGGUGUCUUUAAACCAAAAUCUGAAGAGCCUUAUGGACAUCUAAAUCCCAAAUGGACCAAAUACUUUCACAAGCUCUGCUGUCCUUGCUGCUUUGGCCGAGGCUGCCUGGUGCCCAAUCAGGGAUACCUUUCUGAGGCUGGCGCCUAUCUUGUGGACGAAAAGCUCGCCCUGGGAGUGGUACCUAAAACAAAGGUCGUCUGGCUUGUGAGUGAGACUUUUAACUACAGUGCAAUAGAUCGUGCAAAAUCAAGAGGCAAAAAAUAUGCUUUAGAAAAAGUACCAAAAGUGGGCAAAAAAUUCCACCGAAUAGGACUACCUCCCAAGGUGGGCUCCUUUCAGAUGUUUGUUGAUGGUUAUAAGGAAGCUGAUUAUUGGCUUAGGAAAUUCGAAGCUGAUCCUUUACCUGAAAAUAUCAGAAAACAACUUCAGUCACAGUUUGAGAGAUUAGUUGCUUUAGAUUACAUCACCAGAAAUACAGACAGGGGAAACGAUAAUUGGUUAAUCCGAUAUGAAAAGCAGAGUGAUGGGAGUGAAAGUUCCUGCAAGGAAAAAGAUUGGACUACUAAUAAAGAAUCUCUUAUUAAAAUUGCUGCAAUUGAUAAUGGUCUAGCAUUUCCUUUUAAACAUCCCGAUGAGUGGAGAGCAUAUCCUUUUCAUUGGGCUUGGCUUCCUCAAGCAAAAGUUUCUUUUUCUGAAGAAACUAGAGAAUUAAUUCUCCCACGUAUCUCUGAUAUGAACUUUGUCCAAGAUUUAUGUGAAGAUCUCUAUGAACUUUUUAAGACUGAUAAAGGAUUUGACAAGGCCACUUUUGAAAAUCAGAUGUCUGUAAUGAGAGGCCAGAUUUUAAACCUUACUCAAGCAUUGAAAGAUGGAAAGAGUCCUCUUCAGCUAGUACAAAUGCCUCGUGUGAUUGUGGAACGAAGUCAGAGUGGAAAUCAAGGCCGGAUUGUCCACCUGAAUAAUUCAUUCACACAGACUGUGCAUUGUAGGAAGCCUUUCUUUUCUUCCUGGUAGCCAAUGUAAAAUGAACAACACUGGACUCUUGCCUUUUAUUAGGAAUGUUAUAUAAAAGAUUUUGCAAUAAUAGAAAUCUUCUGUAGACAGCUCCAACUGCCAAAACCUCAGAUAACUUAAAUCUUUAGAAAGGUUGCAUUUUUAAUGUAAUCAAAAGUUUACAGUUUUUGUGUCCAAAAAUUGUGGAUUUUACGUCAGGGAAUAAGCAAGUGACCCAUUGUUUAUAUUGUAUUUUUAUAUAAUAAAUGUACUUUAUUGUGUUGAUACUACUUUAAAAGAAAAUUUUACAGUUUACAUAUGCUGGAAUGACUAUUCGCUUUGGAAUUCAAAAAAGAAAUUCAAAGUCGCUAUGUUUCACUAUGAGAACGUGAGUUUGUGAAAUUACACUUUCUAUUGCCCUUGCAAAUGGAGGGAAUAUUCUUGUUAAAUUCUUCAGAUUCCAAAAUGCCUUAGGUUUAAAACUGACCCAUGCCAUAGCUAGUAGAAAAAUAAAUUAGAAUAGUUAUAAAUGCCUUUUUUUUUUAAACUGCUGUUUAUGAAACUUGAAAAAUGUACCUGAAGAAACCCAGUCUAUUUAAUACUAGGGACCAAAAAUAUAGUUAAUUUUGCAUUAAACUUUUCUUCCAUUUGUCCAUUUUAAAAUUAUUUUUGGAGAAUUCUUCAUGUUAUUAUUUUCUUUCUCUAACAUCAAAGAAGACUCGGUAUAAUAAAGGUGCAAAACUGUUUGAGUGUGAAAAUUGAGGGGUUAUGUUCAUUGAUUAGUAUCAAAAUAAAUCUCUAGGUACUUAAAUUUUGAAGUAUUUAUCACUAAAUAUUCAUAUGUCUUGCCUUAGAAUCUAAGAAGCUGCUUUUAUUAAGAAUGAACUUUAAAAAUGAAAAGUUAUACCCUUAAGUAUAUAUAUGAGAUUGCACUUGGGGCCCCACUGUGUACUGAGCCUUUAAAGCAGCUUAUUUUAAAAAAAUAAUAAUUUAUGCUAUUUGAUAUUUCAGUUUGUAUUCAGAUUAUAAUUCAUUUAUCUGACCAAGUGAUAGAGCUAAAUAGAUGAUCCUAAAAUUAUUUACAUUUGUUUCUGAAAUACAUUUUUUUUUUACUUAACUGGCUAUGUCUGACACUGAAAGUUUUCAAUACUUUCAGUAAAUAUUUGCUAAGUUGAAUGAAAAUAAGCAGUGUUGAAGAUCUGACUUUACUAGAAAGAGAUUCUUUCUUUGUCACUUCACUUUGGGAAUGGCCACAUUACCAUAUCACCAAUAUAAUCCUUUCAAGUUCUUAAGUUCCCAGGCUUGCACCGGUGGAAAAAAGACUUUAUUUGUUGUAAAAAAGUUCUUCAUCGGAUGUUGAAUCAGAAUAGGAGACUGAGAAUUUGGCGGCACUCUCCUUAGGCUCCACUUAGGACUCCUAGUUUGUGAGCACAUUUUUGAGGCCAUUGACAUCACAUUACAAAAAUGAAGUAGAAACCACUGUCAUCUUGGCAUCUCCUGCAAAUAAUCUGAAAAAAGAAUCAUUCAACGAAGGAUAAUGUAGAGUGGAUUGUAAACUUUCCAAUGUACCCUAACUUUUUGUCAUAGAUAGUAAUGUUGAAAUUGGUGUUUUCAAAAGUUGUGACCUACAGGAAAAUAAGUACCUAUGUUAAGUAUUAUUUUUGAAAAUUAUUUUUGUUUUUCAGUAUUUCACAUUUUUCUAUGUUGUCUUUUUUAAUAGAAAACACAGAAAUUUAUUUCAGUGCUACAAUUUUGUAUAUUGGUAUGAACAUCAUUAGGAUCUUCUAUUUUAAAUGGCCAGGUUAUGCCUUAAAACUGCAGAAAAUAUACAUACUAUAUCUAAAUUCUGAAUACAAGUUGGUAGAACAGUGAUUUUUUUUUUUGAUAAGCUUUUCAGGAUUUAAGUUUUUAUGUAAAUACUUCAUUAAAACUUUUUUAAAAUCAGCAUAUUUGCCAAAUAAAAAACUUAAAAUAAUAAAAAUCAUUGUCUUAAAGACCAAA
Messenger RNA from Antechinus flavipes (yellow-footed antechinus), 3589 nucleotides. RefSeq names its product phosphatidylinositol 4-kinase type 2 beta (gene PI4K2B). Lineage: Eukaryota; Metazoa; Chordata; Mammalia; Dasyuromorphia; Dasyuridae. The record is from RefSeq and is a predicted model, not a curated record. Gene Ontology annotation, molecular function: 1-phosphatidylinositol 4-kinase activity. The coding region runs from base 152 to 1609 and encodes 485 amino acids. Gene Ontology annotation, cellular component: plasma membrane; trans-Golgi network; lysosomal membrane. Gene Ontology annotation, biological process: endosome organization; phosphatidylinositol phosphate biosynthetic process; Golgi organization. The transcript is spliced from 10 exons.